Messenger RNA from Frankliniella occidentalis (western flower thrips), 3210 nucleotides. RefSeq names its product general transcription factor 3C polypeptide 2. Gene Ontology annotation, biological process: transcription by RNA polymerase III. The record is from RefSeq and is a predicted model, not a curated record. The transcript has 18 exons. Gene Ontology annotation, cellular component: transcription factor TFIIIC complex. NCBI's taxonomy places the organism in Eukaryota, Metazoa, Arthropoda, Insecta, Thysanoptera, Thripidae. Gene Ontology annotation, molecular function: protein binding. Bases 285 to 3203 code for a protein of 972 amino acids.
UUAUACACCGGGUUUUGUAAAGAUUGAGAAUUUUAGCUUUUUUACUUAGUAGUAUUGCACUAGCGGAUCCCUAAUUUGUAGCAGUAGAAGUUUUUUAUAGUUGAUGUUACAUGAUCUGGUUUUCGGAGAAGAUCAUGUCGAAUGACUCGAGAUUAUAUAUUGUAGACACCACACAUUCCUUGUGGUUUAGCUACAGUUUUUCAGAUUUUUAAAGUUACUGGUUAACAGUAGCACCUUUAAAAGCAGGCUCUCACUGUGGUUUUGAUACUAAUACAGCUAUCGAAAUGCGUGGAGGACGGCGUUCUUUCGUGAAGGAGGAAAUCGAAGUUGUUCAGUGUGCAGUUUGCAAGGAAGAAAUGUCAAGUCAUGACUUUACAGGUCACAAUAUUAAUUCCCACAACAUGCUCGCUUGGUUGGAAGGCACCAUGCCUCUGGACCUAGAUAAUGAAAAACUUAUUCUCAGUAUGCUUAACAAAGCACUUAAAAGUAAAAAGAGGAAAGUUCUCUGUUGUGAAAUCUGUGGAGAAGAAAAGAAGAGUGCAGUAGGAUUUAUCACUCACAAGCAAGUGUGUGGCAAAUCUGAAGAGGAAAAGGAGCAACUAAAGAUCAGUUGUGAAGUUUGUGGUAAAUCUAUAAUGCCUGUGAGCCUGAAGUCUCACAUGAUGAUUCAUCAACGUCAAAGCACAUCAGAUGAUUUUGAUCAAACCAUCGGGAGUCCCACAAGUACUUCUCCAAGUACGAGUCGAUCAGAACACAAUGGGAGAAAACCCAAAAGAGCCGCUGCUACUCGUGCCAAGUCUAGAAUGAUGGAUUUCUUGAGUGAUGAUGGAUAUUCAGUGCCCAAGAAAGUUCCAAAACAUCUGAACGAACCAAAGCAACUGUAUACAGAUAUGGAAACUCAUGGUUGGGAUUCAUCACCUAGACUUCUGCAAACAUGGAGAGGCUUCAUAAGUCUAACAGGCAGUAUAAUGUGUGUGUAUAGUGAUUGUCAAUACCGAGCAGACAGCAUUGAUUCAAUCAGAAAUCACUUAAGUGCAUGCGAGUACAUUCGGGAACAUAAUAUGAGGUUUCUGUGCAACGUGUGUUUAUUCCAACAUAACCAAGAGUCUGAAAUUCUUGAGCAUGUCCUGACUGAGCAUGAGUCGCAGGAGAGUUUUUUAAGUGAUGCACCCUCAUCGAGUGACAUAAAUUCAACUUCUGAAGCUGAAGUGGAAAGUGCACGACCUGCUGUUAAGCGUCAGAAUCGCUUAAGUAUUCGUCCAAAGCCACCUGGUCCACAACGUGCAUUUAACAAAAUGAGAUUCCUUCAGAACACUGUCACAUCAAUGGGAAAAGACCUGGAAAUUUAUAAUACUGCAUUGCAAUGGACUUUUGAUUUUCGUUUGGCAAGCUACUCUGAUAAGGUGUUCCCUGACUUGGUUCCAUCAAAGACAGAGUGGUCUCUUCUUCUUGAAAAUUUGGAGUUGUACGUGCCAAGGGCGACCAAAUCAAUUCCCAUACAAUUUCAGUCUACAUCUCAGGGCAUGUCUGGACUUCCCCACCAGUUUUCAAUAUUUGAAGGACAAGUCAUUGAUGGUGUUAGCACUUUCUUUACUGGUGGACCAGUCUGGGCGAUGGAGUGGUGUCCUAUACCAAUGCAUAUAUGUUUAUCGGAAAAUAGUCCUCCAUCAGAAUACCUUGCUGUUAGUACGCACCACAACAUGGAUGAUACUUUCUGUGUUCCAAAGUGUUAUUCAUUUCCUAAUAUUAUCCAAUUUUGGGAAUGUGGAAAUCUCUCAUCCAAGAGUGUUUUGCAACACCCCAAACUAGCACUGGCCCUAGCCCAUGAUUAUGGUACUAUAUGGAGUUUGGCAUGGUGUCCUAGCGGAGCUUAUGAUAUAAAUCCUGAGUCUUCUAAAGUGGCUACGCAAAGUUGGAAGAGAAUGGGUCUCCUUGCUGCAGGAUGUUCAAGUGGUGAUGUUCAAGUGUUUGCCAUACCAUUUCCUGAUGAAUUGGUUUGUCAUCAAAACCAAAGAGUUCUUCCUGUUUACAAGAGUAAGCCAUCUCUCACCUUGGUUACAAAUUUUACUGAACCAUCACAAUGUACACGAGUUACAUGGUAUCAGGGACGUGGCCAUGGGUUGAUAGCAGCAGGGUACUGCAACGGUAUGGUAGCUCUGUGGGAUCUUGAAACUCUCCCUCCACUGUUGUGGGAUGCUGAACACAGCACAUUAAAACCCUUUCAGUGUUUUCAGGCCCAUUUGACCGUAAUAUCAGCACUUUCAUUCAAUCCUGAAUAUGAUGGCCGUUUUUUUAUGACUGGUUCCCACGACCGGGGUGUAAAAUUCUGGGAUAUGGAGGAUCUAUCUGCACCCAUGACUCACCAUCGACGAGGAUACGUCACUGAUGGUGUUUGGCUCAACCUUUGGAUAUCAAGCAUUACCUCAUAUGACGAUGCAUUUCAGCAUGAACAUACUAACUCAACCUUGCAUCCUGUUCGAGACUAUGGAUAUAAACCAUAUCCUCUCUUAACUCAGAACUCAGUUGCUUGGUGUUUGUCAUAUAAUGAGUGGAUAAACGCUACAGCUCAAGGAUCUGAAGCAGGUGAAAUUGUUGUAACUUUUUCUAGCCAGCUUAUGAGAGGCUUAGAUAAUGAGAAAAGCUCAAUUGAUAAACGAAUUAUGGCCAGUUAUACUCAGUUAAAAAAGCUGAUUUCUGGAAACUCCAGUACCAAACAGCUUGGAGAAGUGGUUACAUGGAAGCCAGAACCGAAGAAUAAUAAAAACAAAGGGAAGAAAACAGCUAAGAAUGCAAAAGGUAAAGGGAAGCGUCAUGCCCAAGAUGCAGAAGGUGAAGAGACAAUUGCAGCAUCUUUAUAUACUCCUGAGGCAAUUUUAAUGGAACGUAAUCCACAGUAUUAUGCUGACAUUGAGAAAAACUAUGGCCUAUGUGUUUGUGAUGUAGUUAAGGGUGACAGUAACAAACAUAAACUGCCAGAAGAGGCAAAGUCACGAGUCCGCUUAUCUGGUAAAAUGCAUCCAACAUGUUCAGAUUUUUAUCCUAUAACUUCGAUCAACAAAGUAGUCUGGAACCCAAACAUUGGAAGGUUCUUCUGGUUGGCUACAGGUCAUCAAAGUGGUAUCAUUCGAAUCAUUGGUAUGCACUUCAUGCAAAAUGAAACUUUAAACGAGUUCCUUAUUCAGGCAUCUGAAACUCUUAGGUAAAUAUUUC